Periophthalmus magnuspinnatus is the source of this 24250-nucleotide messenger RNA. RefSeq names its product piccolo presynaptic cytomatrix protein b (gene pclob). Gene Ontology annotation, biological process: protein localization to synapse; presynaptic active zone assembly. Bases 1 to 23640 code for a protein of 7879 amino acids. Lineage: Eukaryota; Metazoa; Chordata; Actinopteri; Gobiiformes; Gobiidae. The record is from RefSeq and is a predicted model, not a curated record. Gene Ontology annotation, cellular component: glutamatergic synapse; axon; cytoskeleton of presynaptic active zone. The transcript has 38 exons. Gene Ontology annotation, molecular function: metal ion binding; structural constituent of presynaptic active zone; protein binding.
AUGUUUUCUUCCAAGUUUUUAAGUGGUUCCAACCCGCUCAGUGCCGUCUCCUCUGCGGUCAACAAAUUUGGGUUGUUUGGGGACGAUGGAGAAGGUGAUAAGAACCAGAAAGCCCAACAAGGGACGCAACAACCCGCAGCUAGCCAGGGAAAGGGAGGUCCAACGCAGCAACAAAGACCACAGAGCCAGGGACAGCCUCAAAAUGGACAGUCCAAUGGGGGACCACAGGCUGCGAAGGGUCCCCAAGGCGCAGCUAAACCUGGAGGUCAACCAACGCAACAAAAUAAAACAGGAACUCUAGACCAAAGUUCAAAAACUGGUCAAAAGGACUCUGCGCCCAAGUCCACAGAGCAAGGACAGGGCAAAACACAGCAAAAAGAACCUACAAAGACUGAAUUAGGGUCCAAACCUGGAGCACAGCAAGGGCAAACCAAAGUACCUAGUGUAGGAGGAGCACCCAAACCUGGUCAGCAAGGGGCACCAAAUGUAGUGGGUCAAACUCAAGGAGCAGCCAAGCCCGGUUCACAGCAGGGGUUGCCUAAUGUAGGAAGGCAACAGCAAGGUCAAAAAGGAGCACCCAAUGUAGGAGGGGCACAGAAACCUGGUCAGCAAGGGGCAGCCAAUGUCGGAGGGGCACCCAAACCUGGUUCACAGCAAGGAUCGCCUAAUGUAGGGAGGCAACAGGCAGGGUCACCCAAACCAGGUCAGCAAGGCCCACCUAAGUCAGGAUCGGCCGGAGCACCCAGGGCUGGGUCCGCAUCGCCCGCUGUGGCUAAAGCCGGAGCUAAGUCUCGGAUCUGCACAGUUUGUAACACCACACAGCUGAACAUGGACACCAAAGAGCCGCCCAACUACAAAACGUGUACGCAGUGUAAGACGGAGGUGUGCAGCCUGUGCGGAUUCAGCCCGCCAGACGCCUCUGGAAAGGAGUGGCUGUGUCUUACCUGCCAGAUGCAAAGAGCCCAAGGUCCUCCACCAUCAGGGCCACAGAUGAAGAAACCAACUCCUUCUCCAAACCAGAAAUCUCCUACGCCUGCGAAGAAAGACAUCGCCCAAUCAACCUCCCCUUUAAAAUCCCAACCUAACCCAAAAGAUCCAAAAGCCACCACGGAGACACAAAAACUACCCCCGAAAUCUGAUGCAAAUCUGGGCAAACAAAGUAGUGAUGCCCCCCCUGUUCCUCAACAGUCUGGUGGGUUGUUUGGGUUCGGCGGUUCCAAAACGGACACGGCAAAAUCUAAGGAUUCCGUCACUGGGAAGAUGUUUGGUUUUGGUUCUUCCUUUUUGAGUUCUGCGACAACUUUGAUAUCUUCGGAUGAAACCAAAACAACUCCACCGGUUUCUCCAAAAGUCCAACCGGCAAACCCUGGCAAAAAAGUGGACCAGGAAAAGGCACAAGAAAAGCCUACGGGAAAAGGGCAAGCGAAAGUUCAAACUACGGAUACGUCAAAGGCUAAAGCGUCUGCAAUUUCGCUAAAGGAUGUACCGUUAGCUUGUCCGCUAUGUCAUACUGGACUGAACAGCUCGUCCGGGAAACCUAAUUACGAUGCAUGUACGGACUGCAAGGGCAUCGUGUGUAACCAGUGUGGAUUUAACCCCAUGCCAAAUGACAAAGAGGGGAAUGUGUGGCUGUGCUUGAACUGCCAGGUGAAGCUUGCCUCUGGAGGACCUGAGCCUGAGGUGAAAAAGUCCGCAGCGACCCAACCUGCUUCACAGAGAAAACCACCUCCGGCCAAGACUGAGGGAGUCAAGGUACUGGACAAAGACAACCAGAAGGAGCCCAGCCAACCACCUGGAGCUAAACCAACCCAGGGCCCUCCUCUGAAACCAGGGGACCAGACUGUUCAAAAGCCAAGAAGCAUGUCUCCAGCUCCACCGCAGCAGGAGACGGGAGGCUUCUUUGGGUUUGGCCCUCCAAAAAGUCAACCCGAGCCAGCCAAACCAGCAGAGUCGGUCACCGGGAAAAUGUUUGGAUUCAGCUCUUCCAUUUUCAGCUCUGCCUCGACUCUGAUAACCUCAGCGGUCCAGGAUGAAUCCAAAAGUACGCCCCCAAUCUCACCCAAAAUGUCCAAAAGUGAGUCUAAACCCACUCCGAUUGCUGCUGCCAAGAAACAAGAGCCAGAGAGGAAACUGGAAGAAGGGAGGGGUCAGCCAAAGGAGCAGACAAAGAAUCCAACGGGAAAAUCAGUUUGUCCGCUGUGUAAACUCCAGCUCAAUGUGGGAACUAAAGACCCCCCCAACUACAACACCUGUACCGAGUGCAAGAGCGUAGUGUGCAACCAGUGUGGAUUUAACCCCAUGCCAAAUGUCAAGGAGGUAAAGGAGUGGUUAUGCCUCAACUGUCAGAUGCAUAGAGCUCUAGGUUCAUCAGAGCAACAAGCAAUGCCAUCUAAGAAACCCCAGACUUCCCCAAAUAAGGCCUCAGCUCCAGCUGGUGCAGUGAAGAAGGAACCAUCUCCCCAGGUUCAGAAGAAAGACCUAUCAAAGCCCACAACUCAAAGUGCAGGCCCACCAGGAUCUCCUCAGCGGAAACCACAACCAGCGCAGCAACUAGUAAAGCCUGACAGUGGAAAAAAUCCAGAAAAACAGGUCCAAGGUAGUCCGGCUCCUACUCUGAAAUCCAAGGAGGUCAACAAGCCUAUGGAGUCCAAACCACAAAGUGUUUCUGGUGGUCCAAAACCUCCAGCAGAACCUACAAAACCAGCUGAGUCAAUAGGUGGGAAAAUGUUCGGAUUUGGUUCUUCAAUAUUUAGCUCUGCAAGUUCAAUGAUAACUUCAGCAGCGCAAGAUGAGAAAACAACGCCUCCAGUAUCUCCAAAAAUGCCUACUGCCAAGACAACAAAAUCACCUCAAAUUCUGCGAAAAGAUGAGGAGAAGAAACCAGGUCAGGUUAAUCAGCCAAAUGCAACUUCACUGCCCCAAGCCAAAGUUGAAAAAGCUCCGUCUCAGCCAGGGAAACAAACUGCUCCCACCGCAAAUAAAGCAUCCAAAACAACUGAAUCUGUCUCUGGAAAGAUGUUUGGCUUUGGUUCGUCCAUUUUCAGUUCAGCUUCCACUUUGAUAUCGUCAGCAGUUCAGGAUGAAUCUCGAAUCACUCCCCCGGCCUCUCGGAAGAUGUCUGCUCCGGCCCAAGCCUCCCCCAAGAUGUCCCCUGGGCCCAAGGUCUCGCCAAAACAGCCCACACCAACAGGUUCUCCCAAAAGAGAACCUGCAGCUGCCCAUAAAGCAGAGGAGGGGCAGAAGAAAAGUGUCCUGUCCCAGGAAAAGAAAGAGGCUAAAGUGCCACCACAAGCUCCAAAGAACAUUGACUGUCCACUGUGUAAAACCAAGUUCAACAUUGGAUCCAAGGAUCCACCGAAUUACAACACAUGUACUGGGUGUAAGGAGACGGUGUGCAAUCAGUGUGGCUUCUGCCCCAUGCCCAUUGGAGAGGCAAAGGAAUGGUUAUGCCUGAACUGUCAGGUGAAAAGAGCAGCUGCUGUACCAGAACCUCAGGCUCUUCAAGUCAUCAAGUCGCCAAGCAAAGCCCCUGCAGUGGGCCAGAAGACAGACGCAGCUCCCGAGAAGAAGGAUACGACACAGCCUGCACCACUAAAGAAGACCCCAGAACCUCAGCCACAAGACAAAGUUAGUGGACCUACUGAAAAGAAGGAAGUUCUGGACCAGAAAACCCCACAGCCCAAACCACAGAAAACUCCGGAUCAGGGAGCACAGUCUCCUCGAAGGCAGAGCAAAGAGCAAGAGUCUGCAGGCUUCUUUGGCUUUGGGACUCCUAAAGCUCAGCCUGAAUCUGGAAAGCCAGAAGAAUCAGUUGGUGGAAAAAUGUUUGGGUUUGGUUCUUCUAUCUUCAGUUCUGCAUCCACUCUAAUAACUUCUGCUACUUCCACUCCACCUGUCUCUCCUAAACUGUCUCAUAAUCCAUCUCCUGCAAAGGAAGCCAAGUCUCCUGUUCCACAAAAAACAGAGGAGCAGAAGAAAGAAGAGGCUAAAACCAUCUCAGCCGGGCAAACUAAAGUGGACAAAGGUGUACCACAGCCAACAAAGAUAGCAGCAGCAACAGCUGCCCCAGCUGUCAAACCAGGACAAUCCACCUGUCCACUGUGUAAGGUUCAGCUCAACAUCAACACCAAAGACCCACCCAACUACAGCAACUGCACUGAGUGCAAGAGCACUGUGUGCAACCAGUGUGGCUUCAACCCUUCACCUAAUGACCUAAAAGGACAGGAAUGGCUAUGCCUGAACUGUCAGGUGAAAAGAGCAGCGACUAUGUCAGAACCACAGGCUCCUGAAAUGAUCAAGUCACCAAGCAAAGCUCCUGCUGCAGGACACAAGACAGACUCAGUUCCUGAGAAGAAAGAUACUCCACAGUCAGCACCACUAAAGAAGACCUCGGAACCUCAGCCACAAGAUAAAGUUAGUGGACCUGCAGAAAAGAAGGAAGUUCUGGACCAGAAAGCUCCACAGGCCAAACCCCAAAAAACACCAGAUCAGGGAGCACAGUCUCCUCGAAGGCAGAGCAAAGAGCAAGAGUCUGGAGGCUUCUUUGGGUUUGGUUCUCCCAAAGCUCAGCCUCAAUCUGGAAAGCCUGAAGAGUCAGUUGGUGGAAAAAUGUUUGGGUUUGGUUCUUCUAUCUUCAGUUCUGCAUCCACUUUAAUAACUUCUGCUACUUCCACUCCACCUGUCUCUCCUAAGGUGUCUCCUAAACCGUCUCCUGCAAAGGAAGCUAAUUCACCUAUUCCACAAAAAACAGAGGAGCAGAAGAAAGGAGACGCUAAAACAAUUCCAGCUGGGCAAACUAAAGUGGACAAAGGUUUACCACAGCCAACAAAAAUGGCGGCCCCAGCUGUCAAACCAGGACAAUCCACCUGUCCACUGUGUAAGGUUCAGCUCAACAUCAACACCAAAGACACACCCAACUACAGCAACUGCACUGAGUGCAAGAGCACUGUGUGCAACCAGUGUGGCUUCAAUCCUUCACCUAAUGACCUAACAGGACAAGCAAAGGAAUGGCUAUGCCUGAACUGUCAGGUUAAAAGAGCAGCUGUUGUAUCAGAACCUCGGGCUCCUCAACUCCUCAAGUCACCAAGCAAAGCCCCUGGAGCGGGCCAGAAGACAGACGCAGCUCCUGAGAAGAAGGAUACUCCACAGCCUAUGCCACUAAAGAAGACCCCAGAACCUCAGCCACAAGAUAAAGUUUGUGGAUCUGCUGAAAAGAAGGAAGUUUUGGACCAGAAAGCUCCACUGCCCAAACCUCAAAAAACUUCAGAUCAGGGAGCACAGUCUCCUCGAAGGCAGAGCAAAGAGCAAGAGUCUGCAGGCUUCUUUGGGUUUGGUACUUCGAAAUCUCAGCCUGAAUCUGGAAAGCCUGAAGAGUCAGUUGGUGGAAAAAUGUUUGGGUUUGGUUCUUCUAUCUUCAGUUCUGCAUCCACUUUAAUAACUUCUGCUACUUCCACUCCACCUGUCUCUCCUAAGGUGUCUCCUAAACCGUCUCCUGCAAAGGAAGCUAAUUCACCUAUUCCACAAAAAACAGAGGAGCAGAAGAAAGGAGACGCUAAAACAAUUCCAGCUGGGCAAACUAAAGUGGAUAAAGAUGCACCACAGCCAGCAAAAACUGCCGCAGCAUCAGCAGCCCCAGCUGCCCCAGCUGUCAAACCAGGACAAUCCACCUGUCCAUUGUGUAAGGUUCAGCUCAACAUCAACACCAAAGACACACCCAACUACAGCAACUGCACUGAGUGCAAGAGCACUGUGUGCAACCAGUGUGGCUUCAAUCCUUCACCUAAUGAACUAACAGGACAGAUCAAGGAAUGGCUAUGCCUUAAUUGCCAGGUUAAAAGAGCAGCUGCUGUACCAGAACCACGGGCUCCUCAAGUCACCAUGUCUCCAAGCAAAGCCCCUACUGGAGGACAGAAGACAGACACAGCUCCUGAGAAGGUUACUGCACAGCCUAUGCCACUAAAGAAGACCCCAGAACCUCAGCUACAAGACAAAGUUAGUGGACCUGCCGAAAAGAAGGAAGUUCUGGGCCAGAAAGAUCCACAGGCCAAACCCCAAAAAACUCCAGAUCAGGGAGCACGGUCUCCUCGAAGGCAGAGCAAAGAGCAAGAGUCUGGAGGCUUCUUUGGGUUUGGGGCUCCUAAAGCUCUUCCUGAAUCUGGAAAGCCAGAGGAGUCAGUUGGUGGAAAAAUGUUUGGGUUUGGUUCUUCUAUCUUCAGUUCUGCAUCCACUUUAAUAACUUCUGCUACUUCCACUCCACCUGUCUCUCCUAAACUGUCUCCCAAACCGUCUCCUGCAAAGGAAGCCAAGUCACCUGUUUCACAAAAAACAGAGGAGCAGAAGAAAGAAGAGGCUAAAAUGAUCUCAGCUGAGCAAACUAAAGUGGACAAAGGUGUACCACAGCCAACAAAGACGGCGGCAGUAUCAGUUGGCCCAGCUGUCAAACCAGGACAAUCCACCUGUCCACUGUGUAAGGUUCAGCUCAACGUCAACACCAAAGACCCACCCAACUACAGCAACUGCACUGAGUGCAAGAGCACUGUGUGCAAACAGUGUGGAUUCAACCCUUCACCUAAUGACCUAACAGGUAAAGAGUGGUUGUGUCUGAAUUGCCAGACAAAAAGAGCUCUUUCUAUGGCUGAAACAGCAAAUAAAUUACCCGAAAAAACCCAGAAGAAAGACCCCACAACAGCAGAUGCCAAUCAGAAGAAGCCUUUGCCUAUAGAAGAAAAAGACAGAAUAGAUACUACAAAGGCUAAACAGGAGGGCCCUGUUCCUGCUCAAAAGAAGCCACAGGAGACAGUGAAAACACCUGAUCAAACAAGAAGACCAAGUAAUGCAUCUGUCAAGAGCCAGCCAGAUUCUGGUGGAUUCUUUGGAUUAGGUGGGAAAGCUCAGCCAGACACUACAAAGCCGUCUGAUUCUGUGUCAGGGAAAAUGUUUGGCUUUGGCUCGUCUCUCUUCAGCUCGGCUUCUACUUUGAUCUCCUCAGCAGUUCAGGACCAGCCAUUGACAACACCCCCGACUUCUCCAAAGAUGUCCACAGCUAAAGAUGUCAAAACUCCAACCAUACAGAAAGCUGCACCAGAGAAGAAAUCAGAACAGCCACAGCAAACCAAGACUUCUCCUGUAACCCAGGCAAAAGCAGAGAAGGCUUCAUCAGUACCUCCAAAGAAGACUGUCUCUCAAGGUGCAGUUAAGUUAGAAGAAGCUACUUGUCCUCUUUGCAAGGCUCAACUAAACAUCGGCUCCAAGGAUGCACCAAAUUAUAGUUCCUGCACUGAAUGCAAGAGUACUGUUUGCAACCAGUGUGGAUUUAGCCCAAUGCCAAGUAGUUCAGAGACAAAAGAGUGGUUAUGUCUGACCUGCCAGAUGCAAAGAGCCCUGAAACAGUCAGAGGAAGUUCAGCCUCCAUUAAAGAAACCUCUCGCAUCUCCAAACAAAGCAGCUACCCCUCCAGUUGCUCCUGGAGAAAGAAAAGAAGCACCUGUCACUCAAAAAGCAGAAGUGUCAGAGGAAAUAGCGAAAGAUAUAGUUCAACCAAGGCUAGAAGAAUCUAAGAUGCCUUCCAAAGUAUCAACAGACACACCUACUUCAGUUCCUACAAAAGAGGUUUCAACAACUAAAGACACUAAAGUCGGAGUUCUACCUAAAGCUCCAGUGAACAAGGCAGGUGUUAAAGUGGAAACUCAACCUGACACCUCUCCACCUCAGAAAGUAACAGAAACAAAAGAGGACCAACCAUCUACGCCUACAGGGAAGAAACAACCCCAGCCAGACACAAAGAAGGACAUAAAGACAGAAGAAAGCUCAAUCAAAGAAGAUUCAGGAGGUUUCUUUGGCUUUGGUAGUCCUAAAUCUCAGCGUUCUGCCUCGAUAAUACCUGAACCAGUGUCCGGGAAGGUGCUAGGCUUUGGGUCAUCUCUUUUUAGCUCGGCUUCUACUUUGAUAUCUUCUGCAGUAAAGGAUGAAUCCCGCAGUACACCGCCAAGUUCGAGAAAGAUGUCUGCCCCUCCUCAGGUUUCUGACAAGACUCCACCUUUGAAAGAGUCUCCGAAGCCAAGUCCUCCAGUUUCUCCAAAAGUUGCUCCUGCCAAAGACGCCAAAACAGUUACCACUCCAAAGGCAGAUGAGCAAAAAGCAGAAGACAAACCUCAGAAAGUUGCUGAGAAGGAAGUUAAAGAUGCCCCCAAACCAGAAUCUCCCAAACCAGUUUCGAAAGUGGAGCUAACUGUCUGCCCACUCUGUAAGUUGCAAAUCAACUUGUCUUCUAAAGAUGGCCGCAACUACAAUACAUGCACUGAAUGCAAAAAUGUGGUAUGCAACAAAUGUGGAUUCAGCCCAAUGCCAACUGUAUCAGAGGUAAAAGAAUGGCUUUGUCUCAACUGUCAGAUGCAGAGAGCACUUGGAGCAUCUGAACCUCCUGGUCUCCCAAUGAUGAAACCUUCACCCAAAAAGGAGAUCAUCCCAACACCUCCAACCAAGGAAAGUGCUGAGCCAGUAGCGGAUAAAAAUAAGGUUGCUGAUAAAUUUGAAGAAAAUAAAUUGCCUGUGGAAGUUACUCCAAAAGAAAAGGCUCCCAAACCUCAACUACAGAAGGCUCCAUCGAUCACUAAACCAGGAGAUGAUAGCAUACCCUCACAGAAGGUUACACCAGGUGUUCCAAGUCCUCCACCUGGUCAAGUUGAGGUCAAACAACCAUCGGAGCCAAAAAUUACACCGACCCCACUAAAGCCAACUCUAGAAGAGGUAAAGAAAGAGCUUCCAAAACCUGUCCCAUCUACAGUUUCAUCAGCUCCUCCAAAAGUUCCUGCUAAGGAAAAAACACCAUCUGAACAGCCUAUCACAUCGGUUCCUCCAGCUAUUCAUGUAGAACCAAAGACACCGAUCCAACAGCCUUCUAAACCAACAACAAGUGAAGCCUCCCCAGCAACUUCUAAAGGUUCUGAAAUGGUCAAACCUUCAUCAGAAAAGCCUGCUACUCCACCUGUAGAAGCAAAGGUUACCACGGAACAACUCCCCAAGCCUACGCCGACUAUGGACAAAGCAGUUCCGUCAGCACCAUCUCCCAAACCUGAAGUGAAGUCUGUUACCCCACCAGUUCCUGCAGAUGUAAAAGCAAUUGCUCAGCAACCUACAAAACAAGAGCCAUCUUCACCCAAACCUUCUCCCAAAGCUCCAGUAGACACCAAGGGACCCACAGCCCAAGCAGAAAUGCCUGGAACUCCUCCAGCUAAGACUGUUCCUCCAACUGCUGCCACUGCCAAAUCUGCACAACCAUCAGCGCAGCCUGCAAAACAAGAACCAUCUCCACCCAAACCUUCUCCCAAGGCUCCAGUAGAAAGCAAGGGACCCACAGCCCAAGCAGAAAUACCUGGAACUCCUCCAGCUAAGGCUGUUCCUCCAACUGCUGCCACUGCCAAAUCUGCGCAACCAUCAGUGCAGCCUGCAAAACAAGAACCAUCUCCACCCAAACCUUCUCCCAAGGCUCCAGUAGAAAGCAAGGGACCCGCAGCCCAAGCAGCCAAGCCUGGAACUCCUCCAGCUAAGACUGUUCCUCCAACUGCUGCCACUGCCAAACCUGCACAACCACCAUCACAGCCUGCAAAACAAGAGUCCGGCGGAUUCUUUGGUUUUGGUGGCCCCAAGCCUCAACCCGCAGCUCAGAAACCUGCAGAGUCGGUCACAGGGAAGAUGUUUGGCUUUGGAUCAUCUUUCUUGAGUUCAGCAUCAAAUUUAAUAACUUCAGCAGUUCAGGAGGAGCCUAAAACAACACCACCAACACCUCGCAAAAUGUCGGCAGCUCAAGUCUCUCCUAAAGCAACUCCCCCAGCCUCACCGAAAACUGUCCAGAAAGCUGAUGAGAAGAAACCACAAGAGAAGGUAUCGGUGGCCCCAAGCAAAGAGGAUAAAGUCUCACCAGAGCCUACCAAAGCACCAGUUGGUUCUAAAGUACUAACAAAGACAGAGAAAUCCUCCUGCCCCCUGUGUAAAGUGGAACUCAAUGUGGGCUCAAGGGACACUCCAAACUACAACACAUGUACUGAAUGCAAGAAAACAGUCUGCAACCAGUGUGGGUUUAAUCCAAUGCCAAAUGUGACUGAGGUAAAGGAAUGGCUGUGUUUGGACUGCCAGAUGAAACGGGCAAUAGGACCAUCAGAGGCCACUGGACUUCCUGCCAUGAAACCACUGGCACCAAGCAAACAGGACAAACCUCUUGCCCAGAAAGAGAAGCCUCCGGAACCUCAAGUGAAGAAGGAGACUGCUUCACCAACUCCACCCAAGAAAGAAGCUCCCAAGGUCGAGCCGUCCGUGCCAGCUACUGUCCCAGAUGCUGCCCCUGUCCGAAAAGGCUCUUUACCAAAAACCCAGCCACUUCCAACAACUCAACCAGCACCACCAGCGAAAGAUGCAGUCCAAAAGCAGCCACCAGUUGCAAAACCAGCCCAGCCGACCCCUCCUACAAAGGCAGAAGUCAAAGAAGCACCUCCAAAACAGGACACAACCAAACCCACGUCGCAACCUUCAAAACGCGCUCCCUCCCCAGCCAAGGCCGCACCGCCAUCCCAGCCUCCCAAGCAAGAAUCCGGUGGGUUUUUUGGAUUUGGUGGACCCAAAACACAACCGACCCCAGCUAAGACAGAAACGGUCACUGGCAAGAUGUUCGGUUUUGGUUCAUCAUUCCUUAGCUCUGCAUCGACGCUUAUCAACUCAGCUGUCCAGGACGAAGCUAAAACAACUCCACCAGUGUCCCCGAAAAUGUCUCCGGCCAAACCCAAGCCCGAACAACCAUCACAAGCAAAAGAUACGCCACCAGUGGAGAGAAAAGUGGAGAAAGUUACAAUGGAGCCCGCGAAAGUGGUUACAACGAAAGCAGCUCCGUCAACCUGUCCGCUCUGUAAGAUUGAGCUUAACAUUGGCUCCAAGGAUUCACCUAAUUAUAACACAUGUACAGAAUGCAAGAAUACUGUCUGCAACCUCUGUGGAUUUAACCCGAUGCCUCAUACAGCAGCGAAGGAAUGGCUGUGCUUGAACUGCCAGACUCAGAGGGCCUUGUCGGGACAGCUUGGAGAUCCGGGGAAAAUGUCUCAGCCGGCACCUCCAUCGAUCAAGGCAGAAACCCAGGCUGCACCACCAACCAAAAAGGAAGAGCCUCAACCUAUUCCAGCUGAUACAAAACCCGUCCCUCCUCCUGUCAAACCAAAGCCCGAGACUGCUCCCAAACCACAAACUCCACCUUUGCCCACCAAGAUGGAAAAAGAUGUUACAAAGCCUACACCAGUAUCUGAAAAGUUUCCAGAUGGCAAGCCUAUCCCACCAGCAAAACCCACCAAUGUUACUCCUGAAAAGAAGGCGGCUGAAGUUCCCAAAGCAGUGGCAAUGGAAGUUCAAAAAGAAGCAGAGAAACCAAAAGUAUUGGAGCCACCUGACAAACCAAAAGUGGAGGUACCAGCUGCACCCGCUCCUGUACCACCCACCAAGGCGACUGUGGCGCCCAUCUCCACUGUUCCGAAGUCUGAAGUAGCAGAAGUGGUGCCCGUGGCUCAGAAAAAGCCAUCGGAAGUGAUAACAUUGACAAAAGAUAUAAAAGCUGUCAAGGCCGAGGAAAAGAUACAAGAACCACAACCUGAAAAGAAAGUGGAACCAGUGUUAGUAGAGGACAGCAAGACCAAGGUUGCUGAGGAGGUCACUAAAGCUGCAGCAACUAAGGCUGCGGAAGAAGUUAAAGAGGAGCCAGCUAAAGAGAUUAAAAAGCCCUCUAUACCAACGCAACAGGUUAAAGUGGAAAUAUCUCAACCAAAAGACCAUGAUGAAAAUGAACCCCAAGUUUUGCCAAUAUGCGAAGAACCAAAGAGCACACAGGUGGUGGGUGACGCAAAUGAGAAUACCAUUAAACAAGUUGAACCAUUGGCUGCAAAGGAAGAAGUCAAAUCUGAGAAGAGGCGUUUAAGUUUCCAAGCCAUGGAGGAGAGCACUGAAAGUGAGCUCACGCCUUCACCUAGGGUCCAGAGGAGAAGGCUCAUAGUCACCCACAUUUCAUCAAGCAGUGAAGAUUUGAAAACUGAGAGCGCAGAUUCAUCCGGAGAAGACGAGGAAUUCAUACGCGAACAGAUUUUGGGCAUGCGCGAUGAGGAGCAGAUGUCACUUUCAGAGGACGAAAAAGAUAAAGAGGCAGUAGAUAUGAUUACUAAGGUUGUGGUUGACAAUGCCGCUCCUGUAACCAAACCUUCUCAACCUACAACUAGUGAAGAAACUGUAGUUAAACCAUCACCUCUAACUACAACAAAAACUACUCAGGAAGUUACCGAAACUGUGUUCAAGAAAGCAACACCAGCAAUGAGGCAAAGACAGAGCACUGAUGAAGAAGUGGAGAGCAUCACGGAAUCAUUGUCCAAGGGCUCAUCCAGUGUUCAGGCAUCCAGCUUCACCCCGGGAUCCUCACCAACAUCGGCUUCUUCUAUAGAGGAGGACAGCGAUAGUAGUCCGAGUCACCGAAAAAUCUCUGACAGACCUCAUAAGAAGGGUAAACAUCGACAACCAACACAGCCUCUUCCAACUAUUGAAGAUUCAUCUGAAGAAGAAAGGACAAGGGAGGAGGAGAGGUCAUGGCAAGAUAAAGAAGAAGAUGUUUCGUCUUCUGAAGAGUUACGGCAAGUCACUGUAGUAAGUGAUAAAUCAGGAUCUGACCGCUCCGCCAGUGUGGAGUCAGUGGACCGGCAAGCUGUCCAAAGAGGCCGCAAGCCUUCACCAACAGUUAUACCGUUCACACCGGAGCCUGCCCCACAAAUAAUGAUGAAGACUUUGAAGAGCGCUGAUGAAGCUUAUGAAGAAAUCCUCCAGAAAGCAAAAGCAAUCCCAGGAGAGAGUCCGCCUGAUAUUGAACCAAUGUAUGGAGGAAUGCCAAUAGAAGAUUACCUCUAUGAGUCACUAGUUGAAGACUCUGAAAGGAUAUGUGGAAGUGAAGAGCUCAAAAUUGACAUCGUCUCUGAGCCGGAAAAGAAACUUCGAUCUCCAGAAGAAGUUUAUGAAGAGAUGAUGCAGAAAAAGCGAGAACUGAUGAUGAUCGAACAGGAGCUUCAAGAAGCCCAGACUUUGCUUGAAGCUUCAGCAGCUGCAGAGCUAGAGAGUUUUGUGGUCUCUAUGCCUGUUGAGGAGCCAUCUUCUCCUCCUUUAGCUGAAGGUGAAGAAUCCCAAACUGACAUGCAAGUUAGGAAGAAGAAAAGACCAGCUCCACCACGCCCUACUGAGCCUCCAAAGCGUACUGAAGGGACAGUUUAUCCUUGUGGUCCAACUGGUAUAAGUUUUGUGAGGCCAAUGAUUCCACAAGACCCUUCACUUUGUAAAGCACUGUUUCCUAUACCAGAUCUAAAAAUUACUCAAUGUUCUUCAGGAGAGGAAGAGGAAGAUAGUCUUGCUGAUGAGUAUGGUGUGGGUAUGUCUUCGGACAUUACACCCAGUGAUGAUUCCGAUGCUAAAGAACCUAGCCCACCAUUGUCCGAAACUGCAGAAAUGGAGCCUAUCAGUGUAGUUUGUGAAAUACCAGAGGCAAAGCCAAUUCCAGCUCCAAUAUCAGCCCCAGAACUGACGUCUACACCUUCUCCUGUAUCACCUGUUUCUCCACCAACUUCCCCUGCCUCUCCAGAGUCAAGUUUGGCAACGUCAACCUCUUCAUACCAGGCUCAAACGCCUCCUUCAUUAGAUUCGACACCACUGUCUACACCUACUCCUCCGACAUCAGUUUUAACCCAGUCCCCACUAGACGCAGUUUCUGUAAUGCCCCAGAAUAUAGCCACUGACCACGCUUUGUCCACUGUUGUAGUUACGAUACCUGACGUGGUGUCUGAACCUUCCAAACCUUCAUUUACUGACCUUCAGAAAGACCAAGCUAAGGACAGAACUUCAGGUGUGGCAGAAACAUUAGCUGCUGAACAGACCUCAGCUCAAAUGCCGGACUUGGUUUCAUCCCCCUCCCAGAUGCCAGUUGAGACCGUUACGCAGGUCACAGCAGCAACUGUAGAACCUACUGUAGUGUCAGUUCAAUCCAGAACCGGGGCAGUUACAUCAGUUGUGGGACCAGCUGCUACGAGCCAAGCUGAUUUACGUUCUGGAACUCCUGUUAUAGUGCAGAUGCCAGACUUGGUGUCAACAGCAUCCCCUGCAGUUUCAGCAAUUGUCACAAUUCCAUCACAAGCCCAGACAGCUGUUGUUCACUCUGGCCUUGUCCAACCAGCUGUUCCAUCUACAAGUCAAACAAGCCAAGCACCCAUUACCUCAACGACAAUAGUCAAACGAAAGGUCCCGCCUCCUCCACCUCCUCGAUCAACUUCGGUUUCUUUGCCGGAUGAAAGACCGCAACAGACUGUCUCUCCAGCUAUCACUACAGUCACUGCUGUUACAUCAAGGCCUACGCAGCCAAUGCAGUCUGUAGUUGUAGACAUACAGCCGAGAAUAGACGCUGGUGCUGAUGCAACUCAGUUAGUUACACCAACUAGGCAAGGUCAUGUUAUGAUCAUUGUGCCUACUAAAGAAAAAGUGUGUCUUGAUAAUCAAACACAAGACAGCAUGGCAUCAAUUACCUCUGACACAGUUACACAAGCUGCUAUUUCCUCAAAGGUGUCGGCUCCACCAAUUCCCCCUAAACCUGUGCCAGCAACAAAAGCUCCUCCUGAGGCAGCUGACACGGUAGAAUUAACUGUUGGUGAUACUCCUCCACCAGCUCCAUUACCCAAGCCUCCUGUUUCUCCCAAGCCGCAUAUCCCCAGUGCCAGUAUAUCGACAACAACCACCACAACCACCACAUCUGUGUCCCAGACCCCUGUAACCAUGAGUAGUCCAAGUCAUAUGAUCAAGCCUCCUCCUCCAAUUCCACCAAAACCUGUUUCUAUUCCAGCUGGGUUGGUCUUUAGCCACAAACCAGGAGAAACUGUCAAACCACCCUAUGCUAUUCCCAAAGCUGCAACACUUCCAAGAACAAAAGAACCACCAAAUGCCCUUUCUCUCAGCAUUACACGGCCUGUGGAAUCAAAAAUGGGAGCAACAUCACCUAAAUCACCAGUAUCUCCAAGAAAUGCGAAAUGUAUUGAAACCUAUGUGGUCAUAACCCUGCCCUCAGAACCAGGUGAACCUAGUUCUCCACCAGACGGUAUUACAGUUGUGGCACCAGUAAGACGAGGGUCAACUCCUUCUACUAAAGUAUCAGAGGUGCGUGCCACACCAGCGGAGCAGAAAACCCCUGUAACAAAGGCAGCACCAAGGAGGUCAUCUGUGCCCACUGUGAGAUAUCCUUCACCAACUCCACCUCCCACUGUGGUUGUAGAACAAGCACCCCCUAGGGUGGUAGUUAGUGAAACACAGCAGAAACAAGUCUCUGUUGUAUCUAUGCAAACUGCACAAUCUGUCAUUGAUGCUGCAGCGAUGCCAUGUAAAGACACACCUAUUCAAGUGCAGAGUGUAGCUCUUCCAAUCAAGAAACCAUAUGUACAACUUGUAGAACAAAAGCCAAUUACUCAGCCCCUACCAGCACCAGAGGUAAUUGUGUUGUCUUCGGAGCCAGUUAUUCCUAUUAAACCACAGACAGUACAAGUAACAGCAAGAGCACAGCCUGUCUGCUCAGAAAAACCUACAGAAACAGUUUCUCACGUCCCACCAACAUCUGUAGAAGCACAGCCAGUACAGCCUCCAGAUGUUUAUGUUAAUAUACAAGCUACUGAUAUUACAACUGGUAUUUCCCCACAGCUGCAACAAGUUGAAACCUGUAUAGAAAUUCAGAAUGUUCUCCAGGAAGAACAGGCUGCGAUAGAAACACCACUAACUGUCUAUGAGCCAUAUAUUAUCACGACUGAGCAGAAGCAACAUAAAGAACACACAAUUUAUGAUCUUCCAGAGGUCCAGCUGCCUUCUAUGCAGCAGACACCUUCAGUCACUGAGGUAGAAGGUCAAGCAGUUAUUCUAAUGCCCCCACCUACAGCAGCAGAAGUUAUAAGUGUAGUGCAAGCUACCAUUCCCAAGACAAGCCCACCAUCUACACUGAUUGGGGUCCAGGACGUGACUGUGCAACCUAUGGCAGCUCCAAAUGCCUAUGUUGGAGAUAGUCUUACUGACAUUGCCCUGCCUGUCAUGCAGUCUCCAACGCCACCACUUGAAAUAAUAGCACUGCCUUAUGAGAGACUCACAGAUGUCAAAACUGAAAAUGUCUGGAGCACUACAAUACCAUCAGCAGCACAACCUCAAACUGUGAUCCCAGUAGACGUUUUUACAACCGAUGAAACCACUACUAGAAGGACUUCAAUAAUGUCUGUUCCACAGCCAAUAUUUGUCACAAGUCAGACAGUCCCCUACCCUACAGAUUAUGACGUAUCUGCACAGAUAGUUAAAACAGAAGAGCCUGCUGCUAGGAGGGCAUCCAUAACUCUACAACAACCAACACAAAAAGAUGAAAUAGUGUACAUGCCACCAGAGAGCAAUGUUUCAAUCACAAUACCUGAAAGAUCUGAACCAAAACCAGUUUUUAUUUCAGAAUAUGAUCACACACAAAUGGAAGAUGACAUGUAUGGGAGGAGAUCUUCAAUACCGACACAAGAUAUCCCACAGGCUGUUUCGGCUACUCCAGUCACAAUAACAAAAAUCCAACAGGAAUCUAUCGAAAGUCAGGAGAUCCGAGGACAAGAAAAGGUCGUCUCUAGUUUGAGCCAUGUGUAUUCUUCACAGAUUUCUACCUCAGGUCAACCUCCUGAAAGCAUGCCAAGCCUUGUUACUCAGGUUGUCACAACUGAAGUGCAACGAACAACUGUCUCUGUAGUUCAUGAAAGAAUCCCACAGGUACCCCCUUCAAAUGUGGCAGUUACCAUUCAGCCUGAAAUUAGAGCCACACCUACUCCUCCAAAACAGAAUGGAAGGGUGUAUCCAGUUGAUGUGAUUGAUUUGCGCACAAUAAGAGAUGGGGUAAAGAUGACUGAACAAGGAAUGGACUUGACUCCGCCUGAAUCUUGUCGACAGUCAUUUUCAAGUGACUCCAGUUUGCGUCAAAUCACUGCAGUUCAGCCUGAGAUAGUGAACCUCAGUGCAGAAGUCACUCCCUCAACAACUUUAGCUGUCGUGACAGAUAGUAUCACCAUAGUCACUUGCACUGCCACCAUUGCCUCGUAUACCCCAGCAGAAAAACCUCUUGAUUUACAAGGUUCUGUCACAUCAACGGCACUCCCUCUAACGACAUACAAACCAUUCGAACCAUUAGCGCAGAUUGUAUAUAAACCGGUAAACACAACACCUCCAACCAGUAUGAUAACAUCUGCCGUUCAAGACCUACCAAUGAACCUUUCUUAUGGAGCUAUAGUCUCUUCUGAAGCAAAAUCUCCCUCAGCACCAGUCAUUUCCAUAGAGACUAAUGGCGCCAUAGAUUUGUCAAACUACAAACCAAUGCGAGCUAUAGUGGCUUUGUCGAGUACAAGUCCAGGAGUAGCUACCACCAUUAUUGAAGAUGAUGACACUCCAAUUGACCUGACAGCUGGAAGGAGGAGUGUCUGUUGCGAUGUCAUAUAUAAGCUCCCGUUUGCCGGAAGUUGUGGGGCUCAACCUGCAGUCACUACCCAGCCAGACAGCCAAUACCAGCAGGAUAGCACAGGGUUGUACAGUGUCAAAGGCAUGAACGGGAUGAAGGUGUCACUGUCAGAGACCAAUAUUCCAGAAGUGGCAUUGGUUCCAUAUGAUCCAACCAAAGACUAUUUCAAUGGGUCAUCUGAUGGAGCCAUAGACCUCACUGCUGCUAAACUUGCAGGUAAACCCUUGGACUACACUAGCAAAGCCGCUGGAGGUUACCCUGGAUUGGCUACUUCCCCUUAUGGUCAAAGUCCUUCAGCUGGCUUUGGUGUAAACAGUGCUAUAAGAACCUCUGACGGAAUAGUCUACACAUCAGUUGCUGCUCCAGUCCCAUCAACGUAUGCUAUUACCACUCAGCCAGGGUCCAUAUUUAGCACAACCCACAGCCCUAUUGCCCCCAACCUAAAUCAAGCGUUAGUCCCUUACCAGUUAAUCCCUACUACCGAUAUUGGCCAGAUUAUUCCUUACGACACCGGGCUGCCUAAGGAACUUUUACCAACCGCUCUGGCUGACAUCAUUACAGGCUAUCAAGAGAUGUACUCCGACACCACGUUAGAAGCCAUUGCUGCUUCUUUGGAUGCCCUAGCUACCUCCCCAAUAUUCCCAGGCUUGGACAGCACCAAAAUGGCCCAGUAUCAGAUGGAAAGAGAAUUCCUCGAACUGGAAAAACUCAAACAGAUAUGUCUUGCCGAAGAGCUGGAGUGGGAGAGACAGGAGAUCCAGCGUUACCGAGAGCAAGAGCAACUGAUGGUCCAGAGAGAACUCGAAGAGCUGCAGGCUUUGAAACAGCAAUUACUUUUGCAGCAAGAGGAGGAACAUCAUGCUCAUAUGGUGGCCCAGCAAGAGACAUACGCACAGCAGAAAGAGCAACUGCAGCAGAUUCAACAGCUCCAGUUGCAGCUUCAAAGACAGCUAGACGAGCAUUAUGGCACCAACACAGCUCAUCUCCUUGAAGCUAAGUACGCAGGUGUAGGGGACAGUGGUCAGUACUGGCCUGUGAAAGAUGAAUCCUCAACUCCAGCCGUAGGGGUACAGUUAGAAAGUAGUCAGGAUCAGCUACAUGUUAAAAAGCUUCAGGCUGACCAGGACAUGGGUAAAAAGAUUAGCGAUAGCGGAGUGCACUCAGAUGAUGAAGACUCAGAAAAGCAAGCAACAAGCAGUUUGGGAAGGAGAAAGAAGACGAAGAGAACCUCUGAUAGUUCGCCACCGACGGAUGACGAAGAUGACUGGGAUACUCCGACAAAAUCUCGCCGGCGUUCGCGAAAGCAUAGCAGCGAAGGAAAACAUGGUUCCAAAGUGUCAAGCAUAGCAAUACAGACAGUAGCUGAGAUUUCCGUCCAAACAGACCAUUCUGGGUCAAUAAAACGACCGGUUCUGGAUACAAAAGUGGAAAUUAUUAAGCAUAUCUCAGCACCAGAGAAUUCACAGAGAGGCGGAAGUCUGAGUUGUCAAACAGAGAGACACCAACCAAUUGAGUUGGGAUACAGCACACAUCUAACCGCUGAUGGGCAAUGUAAAUCUAAAGUUUUUUACGGUUCUGUCUCACCCGUGUCACCUGAGAAGUCGCUAGGAGGACAGAGGAUGCUGAUGGCGGAUCCCAACCGGUUUUCCUCUGGUCCGCGAUCACUGAAACCUGGCCAGAAGUCCCUAUCUGAUCCCAAAUCCCUUAGUCCUACAACUGACGAUAGGAUGGGGUACUAUGGUGAUGGCUAUUCUGGCCGUGGUUCCCCAUCUAGUACAGGUAAGAAGGUGAAGAGAACCUUGCCAGACCCACCGCCAGAGGAGGAGUCGGUGUCUGGGCGGUCGGGAUACAGCACAAACUCUGCUAGGAGAAGACUGGCGAGAAGUACGACCAUGGCCCGGGCAAAGAUCUUACAGGAUAUUGACAAGGAAUUGGACCUGGUGGAGAGAGAAUCCUCCAAACUGCGCAAGAAACAGGCUGAGCUUGAUGAAGAAGAAAAAGAGAUUGAUGCCAAGUUACGGUACCUGGAGAUGGGUAUCAACCGGCGCAAGGAGGCAUUGCUGAAGGAGCGUGAGAAGAGAGAAAGGGCCUAUCUCCAAGGGGUGGCAGAAGAACGGGAUUACAUGUCGGAUAGCGAGGUCAGCAACAUCAGGGAGGAGAGGGGAGAAGGCAUGGAACGCCCACGGACAGCUCCCCAGUCCGAAUUUGACCAGUUCAUCCCCCCGCAGACAGAGGCCGACUCCCAGUACAACACCCUAACCAGCCCCUACUCCCACUACGCUCAGUACGUGCCCCAAACCCAGACCACCAGCCACUACACUCAGCAAGGACUCUACCAACAACAGUCCUUAUACCACCAACAGGUUUCUCCUUAUCAGAAUGUCCCCACUCUGUCACUGUCCCAGGCCCAGCCCAGCAGUUACCAACACGCUCUGCUCCUGCAACAAGGGAAGCAGAGGCAGACCACCUUGUCCGAUCUCGAGCCUAAAAUGGCCACCAACUAUGAAGUCAUUCGCAAUCAGCCCCUGCUCAUCGUGCCCACCUCCUCGGAGAGUGGAUACGGCGUGGCGCCCCUGGGGAGUAAGUUUGCGAGUCUCGACUUGAGACUUGGACUGGAGGAGAGGAGCAUGGCAUCCAGUCCCAUGUCCAGCAUCUCUGCUGAUUCCUUUUAUGCGGAUAUAGAUCAUCACAAUGCUAGGAACUAUGUGCUCAUAGAGGACAUAGGGGAGCUGACCAAAGCCUCCAGUGGCAUGGGGAGCUCUGGCUUCAGUCUGCCUGAUAAGGAGUUAUCCAAGGCAGACAGACUCCUCCGAGCAGCAGAAGUCAGGCGCACAGCAGAGAUGGCAGAUUUCUUAGGAUCAUCGCGACUUCAAGGUUACAGUAAAGGGGAAGACGACACCAUGGAAGAGCCCUACGAGCUGAAGCUACUGAAGCAGCAAAUAAAGCAAGAGUUUAGGAGAGGGACAGAAGGAUUGGAGCAUCUCACAGGCCUGGGCCUGCCACAGUAUCUCCAUAGCGACCCCACUUUUCGUCACUUCCCAAAAGGUGAGAAAUACAGCAUUGGCAGACUUACUCUUGAAAAACAGGCUGCAAAGCAGCUCCCUGCGGCAGUACUGUACCAAAAACAAAUGAAAAACAAAAAGGCCCUGUUAGACCCAAAAGCCAUCAGUAAAUGUUCCCCAAUCCAAGAGAGUAGGGAUCUGGAGCCGGACUAUGCCAGCUACAUGGGAUCAGGGGCCUCCUCUGUGACCAAUCUGGCAGCCCGGGCCAGACUGCUCCAGGAUGAAAUCACCUUUGGUCUGAGGAAGAACUUGGCGGAGCAGCAGAAGUAUUUGGGAUCGUCUCUGGGGGCAAACCUGGCCGGCUCCCUGAACCUGGGCCAAAGUCUGGGACUGGGCACAGCUCUGGAUGGGACAUACCCCAGUGGCUCACGCUCCCGGCCCUCCUCUCGGCCCUCCUCCCGACCCUCCUCAGUGUAUGGCUUAGACCUGUCAAUCAAACGGGACCUGUCCAGCUCCUCUCUCAGACUCAAACCAGAGGGGGAUGUCCUGGAUGCAGCCUUUGCCCCUGGGGUGGCCAGAACCAAGCCCACUAGCUUACCCAUCAGCCAGAGCCGGGGUCGUAUCCCCAUAGUGGCUCAGAACUCAGAAGAAGAGAGCCCCCUGAGCCCGGUGGGGCAGCCCAUGGGCAUGGCCCGGGCCUCCGCAGGGCCCCUGCCCCCCAUCUCCGCUGACUCCAGGGACCAGUUUGGGUCGAGCCAUUCUCUGCCUGAGGUGCAGCAGCACAUGAGGGAGGAGUCCCGCACUCGCGGCUAUGACCGGGACAUGGCAUUCAUCAUGGACGACUUACAGGGCGCUAUGUCAGACAGUGAAGCUGGAGGCCCAAACUGGAAUAUAGAAGCUUACCAUCUGAGGAGGGAGGACACAGACUGGUUUGAUAAGCCCAGAGAAGGACAUCCGCAGAGUGGGCACGUGGACAGGAGACAGAUGAAACUGGUGCCAUAUGCUUUCCCACACGCUCGCAUUAAGCUCCAAAGAGACCAGAGGGACUGCAGUGUCUCAGGUAACGGUCUGGGGAUCCGUGUGGUGGGCGGGAAGGAAAUCCCAGGCAGCAGAGGGGAGAUCGGAGCCUAUAUCGCAGCAGUCAUCCCUGGAGGAGCGGCAGAGCAAACGGGAAAAAUCAUGGAGGGCAUGCAGGUGCUGGAGUGGAACGGCCUCCCGCUGACAGGAAAGACCUAUGAGGAGGUGCAGUGCAUCGUGGGUCAGCCGUGUGCCGAGGCGGAGCUCUGCGUGCGCCUUGACCUGAACAUGCUUUCUGACCCAGACCACCCACAAGUAUUGGAGCACCAUUUUAAAUCAAGCGGACAGCGCUCCCCAGGUGUUGAUCCGAAGCAGUUGGCGGCGGAGCUCCAGAAGGUGUCCCAGCAGCAGGGCCCUGGGAUGAUGGGAGCACCAAUGGGUCCUGGGGGUCUUGGAGUGCUCUCAGCUUUGGAACGCUCCGCACUCCUUCAGUCCGGCCCAGGAUCAGCCGCCUCCAGUGGGGUACCCAGCCCGGGCCAGCCUGCCUCUCCUGCCAUCAACAAGAAGCAGAGGCACAAGGUAAGAACUGAAGUCACCAGAACACCUCACCCCAUCACGGGCGAGAUCCAGCUCCAAAUCAACUAUGACAGGAACCUGGGUAACCUGAUCGUCCACGUGCUCCAGGCCAGGAACCUAGCCCCCCGGGACAAUGACGGCUACUCCGACCCCUUCGUCAAAGUCUACCUGCUCCCGGGACGAGGACAAGUCAUGGUUGUCCAGAAUGCAAGCGCCGACAACAAACGCAGGACCAAGUACGCCCAGAAGACUGUCAACCCCGAGUGGAACCAGACUGUCAUUUACAAGAACAUCCACUUGGAGCAGCUGAAAAAGAAGACUCUAGAGGUGACGGUGUGGGACUACGACCGAUCCUCCUCUAAUGACUUCCUGGGAGAAGUGCUGAUUGACCUGUCUAACACAUCCCAGUUGGACAACAUCCCGCGCUGGCUUCCUCUGAAGGAGCAGAGCGAGAGCAUCGAGCACAGCCGGGCCCACCACACAACCCAGGGGCCCCCAGAAUCCGGGCCAGCAUCGGGGCCAGGGCAGGGCCACAUGCCAGGAGCUGGGAUGGGACCAGGGAGCACCCACGGAGGGCUGGGUCACGCCUCGGGGCAGGGGGAUGGUACUCACGACUCGCCCAAAAACUCUGUCAUCAAGAGUCGCAGCCACGGAAUCUUCCCCGAUCCAGGCAAAGAGAUGCAGAUGCUGCCUCUGGAGAAGUCCCACAGCAGUCCGGGCAGCUCCAAAUCCUCCUCUGAGGGCCAGCUCCUGUCCCACGGCCCCUCUCGCUCCCAAAGCAAGAGCAGCGUCACCCAAGCCCACCUGGAGGAUGCCGGCAUCGCCAUAGCAGCCGCCGAGGCCGCAGUGCAACAGUCCCGCUUGCAACCAAGACCUGGACACCGCCUGGCUGAUGUCUCUGGCUCAGUGGUCCUGUCUGCUCCCAGUCUGGUCGGGGACGCAUACGGAGACGGAGAGGACGGGGCGUGCAGCGGGGUGGACAGCGCCAUCUUUCAAGUCCCACGAAUGAAGGCGAUUCCCAACGGCACUGACAAACAUCACAUCGUCACACCAGAAAAUGAAGGUGCGAAAGUGCAGGUGAUGGGGGAGAUCAAAGUGGCUCUGAAGAAGGAGGUGAAGACAGAAGGAGACCAGCUGGUCCUGGAGAUCCUCCAGUGCAGAAACAUCACGUACAAGUUCAAAAGCCCCGACCAUCUCCCAGACCUGUACGUGAAGCUGUACGUGGUGAACGUGGCCACACAAAAGAGGAUCAUCAAGAAGAAGACCCGAGUGUGCCGCCAUGACAGAGAGCCAUCCUUCAACGAGACCUUCAGGUUUCCCCUCAACCCCACCGGACACUCCAUACAGCUUUUCUUGGUGUCCAACGGUGGCAAGUUCAUGAAGAAGACCCUGAUCGGAGAGGCCUAUAUCUGGCUGGACAAAGUGGACAUGAGGAAGCGGGUGGUUAGCUGGCACAAGCUGUUAGCUAGCACCGCGCUAACCAACCCCUGAGUUGCAUUCGACGCCUGGACACCACGGCAGAGAAUUCCAACGAGGAACGAUGUAAACCCGAACGUACAUCAACUUCCUGAGAAAAAAAAAAAGAUAAUUACGAUACGCCAAGAAAUUAGCACUGCCAGCACAAAGGUCCGUUCGCCUCACUGGUUGGGUUGUGCAUGGAUGCAAUCGGAAAAGUUGACAGACUUCCAUACCAGCUGUAGAAACGGAAUUAUGUUUUGUGAAGUUGUUCCGAUUUAAAUGACGAUUGUGAAGUGUGACAUAGCGCUCUUAACAGUAGGAAUGUUUGUUUAAUUUUCGAUUUUUUUUUCAUAGUCAGAAAAUCUAUGGAAGUUAUAUGGAUCAAAAUGGGAUUGGGGUGUACAGCACUUCAGAUUGUAGAUAUAACAGAGCAUAUCAGAGUAUAACAUUGUACAGUGAGAUGUGAAAUGAUACAGGGAAUAAUGAAAUAUAUUAAAUAAAUACAGAUCAGAGUCAGCUAUACAGAAUUACUACGAUAAGGCUGGAGACGGCGCACUGACAAUCCAUUCAUGUCUAUAGAAAUAUAUGGGGAUGGUUUGGCGAUGACGGACCUAGACUGUAAGAGGAGAUGUAGUAGUAGUAG